UCUGCCACCAGUCUGCUCCAAUUUCUCAACGAUAGCACCACGAACUCCCCAAAUUUCUUUAAUUUAAUUUUUUUAAUUUUAAAUUUGGUAAAAAUGUGCGAAAGCGUGGUGGGUGAGCUGCACGCGGCCGCCUUCCUAGGCGACGGUCUCCGCGUGGACCAAAUUCUCGCCGGCCACUUGCACCUGCUGGAAGCAACCAACGAGUGGGGCUGGACGCCGCUGAUGCAGGCGGCCAAAGGAGGCCACCUCGGACUUGUGGCCACUCUUGUCAGCCACGGCGCCGACGUCAACGCCGUCAACAAAUUAGGAAUGGAUGUUUUGAGUUUGGCCAGUGCUAGUGGGCAUCGGCGGAUCGUCCUGCUUCUUAUGGAGCACGGGGCCAAAAGCGGAACGGCCGCUAUUUCGGCCGCAGUGCACGGACAUUCAGAAAUUUUCUCACAAGUUUCGGAAGUAUUAGAAGACCAGGUUUUGAAAAUUUCCAAUUCAACAAUUUUGCAUUUGGCCGUGGCCGUGGGAGCUGCGGAUAUUGUCCACGAGUCGGUCCGUCGUGGUGCCAACCCAAAUUCACGCGACGAAGCUGGAAUGACCGCCCUCGACUUGGCCGAACAAGAUGCAGACUCUGCGAGUAAGAGGGAAAUUCUCACAAUUCUCCGCAAAGUUUCAGACUGCACGUUGUCGGGCGAGUGGUCAGAGGGAGUGGUCGAGAGCAGCAGGGUCGGCGACCUGGGCCGUUUGUUGGUGCUGCUGGCCGAAAUGAGCACCAAGUGCAUGAUGCGCCAAGACCUGCACCACACGCACGAUUUCUCCAAAGCACUGCUCGCCGCCGCCGAAAACGGACAUGCACUUGUAACAAAAUACAAUUACAAAAAUUGGAAAUAUAAUAUAUUAUGGGAUAAUCGACAUUCUGCUCAAACAAAAAGUGAAUCUGAAUGUUUUUGGCACAAGUGGAAUGACACCGUUGAUGUUGGCCGCGUCCAGAGGACACGUGGAGGCAACGGAACGGCUGUUGGGUGCCGGUGCGGACUGCAAGGCGAAAAGCUCGGUCACAGGCCACACCGCCUUCGAACUGGCCUCCCUGUCCGACGAGACGCCGCCCGAACUGACGCGAAUCUUGGCCAAGCACACCAUUCAAAACGCGGAGGCCGCGACCACCCCUCGCACGCAACGCCGACUCCUAAAGUGGCCCCUGUCGCCGCAACCCUUCAAACGAAACUUGCUCGUUCCAAAAUCGCCUCACAGACCAUCCUCUCUUCCUGGCUCACCAACGUACCAAAGGUCACUCUCCGAGCCUGUUGAGCAGAAUAGAAACUCGCCGCUCAGGAUCAAACUGUUGUCGUGCAUAUCCAACAAGUAAGUCACGCGGCCCAAAAGAUAAAAACUUAUGCGAAUCGAAACAGAAGAAGAAGAAACGCACAAUGCAUGCCCAAGUGACUUCGCCUUGGCCCUACUUUUCGCCGCGUGAACUAUAUUUCCUAGAAUUUCGGGUCAGUUUCUACUAGAGAAACCACAUCACUUUUGUUUAUCUCCGGAAACGUGAUAUAUUAUAAAUUAGUAGAAAAUUGUAUCUAUUAUCUCCAUUGUGGUUUCCAUCAAAAGCAGCAGCAGAUGUGAAAUUAAUAAAAAUAAAUUUUCUUCUUCUUCAGCAAUAAAAUCGAAUUAGUAUAUAAA
Molecule: messenger RNA, 1668 nt
Organism: Neocloeon triangulifer
Lineage: Eukaryota; Metazoa; Arthropoda; Insecta; Ephemeroptera; Baetidae
Product: putative ankyrin-containing lipoprotein Lxx09580
Exons: 8
Coding region: 94-1296 (400 amino acids)
Molecular function (GO): protein binding
Source: RefSeq, a predicted model, not a curated record